This is a messenger RNA of Microthlaspi erraticum, 1011 nucleotides long. NCBI's taxonomy places the organism in Eukaryota, Viridiplantae, Streptophyta, Magnoliopsida, Brassicales, Brassicaceae. The record is from the annotation of a GenBank genome assembly.
AUGUUGACGUGGAUUUCAAGUGCGGUUGAUCGCAGGGUUCGUAACCUAGGGUUUGGUAUCAAGUGGUCGGCAGAUCCAAUAAGCUUGCCCAAAAGCCUUUAUAUGAGUGAGACGCUUGUGGGUCUCUGUCUUUCUGACAAGGUUUAUGUAGAUGUUUCUUUUCCAGUUUGCCUCCCUUCCCUCACACAUCUUACCCUUGUCUCUGUGGUAUACAAAGAUCACGAUUCUCUUGCUAGGCUCUUGUCGGGUUGUCCUAAUCUCAAGCGUAUGUAUGUGGCACGACAUCACCAAGAUAAUGUGACAAAUUUUAGUGUAAAAGUGCCAUCUCUAGAGACCUUCAUGUAUAACCAUGUGUCGUCAUUCAACGAAGAUGUCGAAGAAUCUUUGGUCAUAGAUUCUGCGAGUUUAAAGAAAUUAAGCAUUUCAGAUUUUUGGACAGAAUCUUGCUCGAUUGAGAACAAGCCUCGUCUUGAUAACGCACUUAUCUACAUCCGGUUUUACCCUGAUGAGGAGUUUAUGAGAUCUCUUUCCUCAGUCAUGUAUCUCGAGUUAAAUAUGUCUCCUGCGACGGUUGCGUGUUGUGAGGCCAUUCGAUUCUCCCAGCUUAUAGAGUGUAAAAUACGACCUUUAAAGCUAGACUGGUUUGAGCCACUAUUGUUGUUGCUUCAAAAUUCUCCUAAACUGAAAGUUCUUGUCAUCGACCAGGUAUGUUUUCGAAAUGAGGACUUUCCACUUUCGUGGAACCAACCGAGUUCUGUUCCCGAGUGCUUGUCAACCAAUCUCGAGGUCUUUGAGUGGGCAGGAUAUGGAGGAACAACCGAACAGAAAGAUAUGGUAAGCUACAUCUUUACCAACUCCAAGUGUUUAAAGAGAGUUGGAAUCUCCUUAAAAUCAACUUGCAAUAGAAAGAAGAUAAUGAAAGAGUUAGAAUCCAUGCCUCGGAUCUCAACAUCUUCUCAGCUUCUAUUCUCCACUCAGUUGAAGUUUACGGCUUACAGAAAACGUUACUAA